Osmerus eperlanus (European smelt) is the source of this 983-nucleotide messenger RNA. RefSeq lists its product as uncharacterized. NCBI's taxonomy places the organism in Eukaryota, Metazoa, Chordata, Actinopteri, Osmeriformes, Osmeridae. The transcript has 5 exons. The record is from RefSeq and is a predicted model, not a curated record. Gene Ontology annotation, molecular function: tumor necrosis factor receptor binding. The coding region runs from base 1 to 609 and encodes 202 amino acids. Gene Ontology annotation, biological process: immune response. Gene Ontology annotation, cellular component: membrane.
AUGGCGGGUCAGCAGAGCCCAGCCAAGUACUUGUUGCUCCAGGUGUGGUGUGGCCUCCUCACCAUUGGCAUGAUUGUUCUGGCUGCAAUUUUCACAUCAAUGAAAAUAAACUCAACUGACAAGAAUAAUUUGUCAACACCAGACCCAGAGAAAAUGACCCCAAACGCUGUUUUUGCUGCCUUGAACUCAUCAAAAGGUCCUCAACAUUCUUACAUCCAGCUCACCAUGGCCCAUAAUCAAGACACCUGGACCAAUGACAUAUUCCACAACAUGCCUCUCUGUGACUCUUGCUCCCUGACCCUUGACAACAACUGUGUUCAUGCUUCAUCUGAUGGACUUUACUACUUCUAUGCCCAUGUCACCUUUCACAACCUGCCUGAAGGCAAUGAGAAGGGAGCUGUGAGUCUCUACAGGUAUGCCACUUCGAGUGACAAAAGAAAACUGAGUGAAGCUGUGUUUCGCGGAAAACAAGGGACUGUGUCAAUAGCCAAGAUAGUACAACUCAAAAAGGGAAAUUGUGUAGGAUUAGAAAUAACGCCUAACAAUACCUUCAUUUCUCAUGCUGUAGAAAAAACAUUUUGGGGGGCUUAUCAGCUCCCCAAACUCUGAAGCAUAGGGCAGAAGUCAUAUGGAAUGUUUUUGUCUAUGGCUUCUUUAUUGCUUUUGCUUAAUUAAUAAACAGUGCUAAAGGUUUUUCAGGUAAUUGACAUUAUAAUGUAAAUGAAACCUCUGAAAAGUGUGCUUGGCUUUCAGAAGAUACAUUUACAUUACAUUCACAUUCCUUUGACCCAUUAUGUCCCAUUGAUUGUAUAAUUUAUGAAUAAAGGAAUUGUUAACCUAUGAUUUCAAGAGUUCAGAAAUUGAAGAUAAAGUCAUGUUGAUAUACAGAUAAUAAAUUGAUCCAUCUACUACUUAUCACAUGAUGGUGCUACCUUCAUUAAGAAAACACAAACUUAUCUCAUUCUCUGUCUGCUAUUAAUACA